GGCGGGAGGCGGGACUUCUGCUCAAACCGGUGGCGCCAAGGCCGGGGUCGGCCGCGAUGGAGGCCGUGCUGGAGCAGGUGGGGCAGCUGCCCGCGCUCCUGGCCGUUUCCCGCUCCACGCUGGUGCGGGACUGGGACUCCCUGACCCUGGACAGGGCUCUGGAGUGGGCACGGUAUUUCCAGCACCUCCACGACCGCUUCCGCACCCGGCCUCGCCUCCGGGAAGCCCUGGGGCGGCGGCUGCGGCGGGGUCAGCCGAGCCCCCUGCUCGGCUUCUCCCACCUGGGACGCUGCCCGCAGCUGCUGGGCCUGGCGCUGCUCGAGAACCGCGCUCUGCCGCCCACUGCCUGCCGCCGCCUGAUCCACAACUUGCUGCAGCCUCCCGGCGCGGAGGCCGGCCCUGAGCCCCGCAGCCUGGCGCUUCUCGCCCGCCGGAAGGCCGCCUCCCACCUGCUAGCGUUGCCCCCCGGCCCGCCGCGGCCCCCGGCGGGGAUGGAGCCGCAGGUGCAAGCGGAGGCGCAGCUGCUGCUGAGCCGGCUGCGGGAGGAGGGGCGGGAGGCCGAGCCGGCUGGGGAGGCCGCGGGGCGGCUGCGCUGGCUGUCCCCUGCCCUGGAGCAGCUCCCCCAGGCCCGGGCCUUCGAGGUGGUGGCGGCGGCGCUGCUGCUGCUGGGGCAGGGGAGUGGUGCCGAGCAGGCCGGAGGCAGGGGUCAGGCUGGGAACAGCCUAGACAGAAACCUGGCGAGUGCAACGGCAGAUGAAUGGGUUGCCGGGCCCCUGCUUUCCUGGCUGCUGGGCAACCUGGAGCGAUUUUCUGCCUUCUGCCUUUUCCUCCCAGGCUCCCUUCUUGCCUCCCUAGCUGGUCACUAUUCCCAGUUAAGCAGACCUUAUUUGGACCUCUUAAGCGGCUGGGGAAGCCACUUGCUCUAUGACCCCUUGCAGGGACGGUGGGUUAAAAGUGCUCUUGACAAAGCUGAAUUGUCCUGGGAGGAGCUGAGGGAGCGCUUCAGCUGCCUCUGUCAGGGAUCUGCGCUACUCAGGGGACAGACCCAAGCUGCUCUGAAACUCCUGAAGGCACGGGAUGGAGACUUCAAAGUCUGUGGCCUAAGUGUAUGGACUGACUUACUGAUGGAACUAGAGGAAUAUCUGAGGAAAGAAGCAGAGCGCUAA
Molecule: messenger RNA, 1166 nt
Organism: Gavia stellata (red-throated loon)
Lineage: Eukaryota; Metazoa; Chordata; Aves; Gaviiformes; Gaviidae
Gene: FANCF
Product: FA complementation group F
Exons: 1
Coding region: 57-1166 (369 amino acids)
Biological process (GO): interstrand cross-link repair
Cellular component (GO): Fanconi anaemia nuclear complex
Source: RefSeq, a predicted model, not a curated record